AUGGGUGGCUUCUACUACCGGCUACUCGGAUUCGUGAAAGCAAAUGUAAGGAAAACAAUAGACAGUCAUCUUCUCACAUAUCGACAGUUGGAAACGUUGGUUAUCGAAGUCGAAUCGGUCAUCAAUUCGAGACCGCUCGGAUUUACUGGCUCGCCAGUGGAUGAUGGAAUUACAUUAACACCAUCAUUAUUUUUGAGUAUCAACCAUCGCACUGGAUUUCCUGAAAUUGAUAGUGACUAG
This is a messenger RNA of Didymodactylos carnosus, 240 nucleotides long. Lineage: Eukaryota; Metazoa; Rotifera; Eurotatoria; Philodinida; Philodinidae. The record is from the annotation of a GenBank genome assembly.